UCUAUAUUUAACGUAUAUAUACAUAUAUAUAUAUAUAUAUAUAUUAGUUCCUGUACUAUAAUCUACUUGCAAUUCUGAUAUUUACGUCAGAGUACUCAUCGGUAAUCACCAUCUCUGUCUUCAGUAGUGUCGAAUUUCGAGGUUCAUCAAUUUGUUGACAUUUAUUUAUUUUUUUUUCGUUGAGUACUGAGUCCUUAGUCCCCUAGCGAAGAUCACAGUUAAGAAGUAGUGGUACCAGCCAUAAAAUAAAUACCAAUACGAAUACGAAUACGAACACGAACACGAACAAAUUAGAAGAUUCUUAUAACUUAAUUGUCAUAGUCAUAGUCAUUGUUUAUUAGUAUUAGUAUUAGCAUUGUUAUUAUAGUUGUAUAACACCAUGGAAUCCAUUCUCGAUUUUUCAAAGGAUCUAGAUUUGGUAGUAUUCGAUAAAGUGGUUGAUUCAUUUUAUUCUGGUAGUGGAGAAGAACAAAAGAAAGCUCAACUUGUUUUGAAUGAAUUUCAAGAGAAUCCUGAAUCUUGGAAACGAGCUGAUCAAAUAUUAUCAAAUUCAACUAAUUCUCAAUCAAAAUAUAUUGCUUUAUCAUGUUUAAAUAAAUUAAUUCAAUAUAGAUGGAAAACUGUUGUAGAAAAUGAAAGAAUUGGAAUUAGAAAUUUCAUUGUUAAUAUGAUUAUUGGAUUAUGUGAUAAUGAAAAGAUUUUUGAAACUCAACGAGCUUUAAUUAAUAAAAUUGAUUUAACUUUAGUAUCAAUUUUAAAACAAGAAUGGCCUCAUAAUUGGCCUCAAUUUAUACCUGAAAUUGUUUUAAGUUCAAGAUCUUCAUUUAAUGUUUGUGAAAAUAAUAUGAUUAUUUUAAAAUUAUUAAGUGAAGAAGUAUUUGAUUAUAGUCAAGAUCAAUUAACUCAAGCAAAAGCUCAACAAUUAAAAUCUUCAAUGAAAGCAGAAUUUGAAGAAAUUUUUAAAUUAUGUUAUGAAGUAUUAGAUAAAACAACUAAACCUUCACUUAUUAUUGCAACUUUAAAUGCUUUACUUAGAUAUAUUCCUUGGAUUCCAAUGAAUUAUAUAUUUCAAACUGAUUUAUUAAAAUUAUUAGCAACUAAAUUUUUAAGUCCACCAGAUACAAGAACUGUUGCAUUAAAAUGUUUAACUGAAAUUGCCAAUUUACAUUCUCCAGAAAAUGAAGAAAAAUUUGUAAUAUUCUUUAAAGAUGCCAUGCAAGAAAUUUAUAGUAUUAUACCAUCAUCAACAAAUUUAAAGGAAUCAUAUAAAAUUGCUAGUUCAAAUGAUCAAUCAUUUUUACAAGAUUUUGCCAUGUUUUUAUGUACCUUUUUAAGUAAUCAUUUAUCACCAUUAGAAUCAAGUGAAUCCUUACGAGAAUUAUUAUUAAAUUCAUUAUUUUAUUUACUUGAAUUAUCAAGAAUUGAUGAACGAGAAUUAUUUAAAACUUGUUUAGAUUUUUGGAGUUCAUUUGUUCAUUCAUUAUUUUUAGAAAUUCAAAAUAUUCCCAGAAAUGAAUUAAGUCCUUUAUUACAAUUAACUUAUGGUAGUCAAAUUAGAGGUUCAACAUCUGGUGGAGCCCCUAAUCCGGCAGUAUUAGCAAAAUUCCCAUUAAGACAACAUAAAUAUGAAAAAGUCUUGAGUAAAUUAAGAUUAGUUAUAAUUGAAAAUAUGGUAAGACCAGAAGAAGUUUUAAUUGUAGAAAAUGAUGAAGGAGAAAUUGUUCGAGAAUUUGUUAAAGAAAGUGAUACAAUUCAAUUAUAUAAAUCUAUGAGAGAAGUAUUAGUUUAUUUAACUCAUCUUAAUGUAGUUGAUACUGAACAAAUUAUGAGUGAAAAAUUAGCUAGACAAAUUGAUGAAAGUGAAUGGUCAUGGCAAAAUAUUAAUACAUUAUGUUGGGCAAUUGGUUCAAUUUCUGGAGCUAUGAAUGAAGAUAUGGAAAAGAAAUUUGUUGUAUCAGUUAUUAAAGAUUUAUUAUCAUUAACAGAAAUGAAAAGAGGUAAAGAUAAUAAAGCAGUAGUAGCUUCAAAUAUUAUGUAUAUUGUUGGACAAUAUCCUCGAUUCUUAAAGGCUCAUUGGAAAUUUUUAAAGACCGUAGUUAAUAAAUUAUUUGAAUUUAUGCAUGAAACUCAUGAAGGAGUUCAAGAUAUGGCUUGUGAUACAUUUAUUAAAAUUACUACUAAAUGUAAAAAGCAUUUUGUAGCACUUCAACCUCAAGAAAGAGAACCAUUUAUUAAUGAAAUUAUUGCCAAUAUUCAAUCAAUAACUGAAGAUUUACAACCUCAACAAGUUCAUACAUUUUAUGAAGCUUGUGGAAUUAUUGUUAGUGCUCAAUCUCAAAAGGAAAGUAGAGAUAAAUUAUUAAAUGCAUUAAUGGCUUUACCAAAUAUGGCAUGGAGUGCAAUUGUUCAACAAGCCGGUCAAGAUCCUCAAUUAUUAACUAAUACUGAAACAGUUAAAAUUAUUGCUAAUAUUAUUAAAACUAAUGUGGCAGUUUGUAAAGCUUUAGGUCCAGGAUUUUAUCCUCAAUUAGGGUUGAUGUAUGUUGAUAUGUUAUCAUUAUAUAAAGCUGUAUCAUCAAUGAUAUCUGAUUCUGUUGCUAAAGAAGGUUUAAUUUCUACCAAGACUCCUAAAGUUAGAGGGUUAAGAACUAUUAAAAAGGAAAUUUUAAAGAUGAUUGAAACUUAUAUAAAUCAAGCAGAUAAUUUAGAAGAAAUUGUUCGAGAUUUAUCUCAACCAUUAUUUGCUGCUGUAUUAGAUGAUUAUAGUAGUAAUGUACCUGAUGCAAGAGAUGCAGAAGUAUUAAAUUGUAUGACAGCAUUAGUUGGUAAAGUUGGACAUUUAAUUCCUGAAGGAGUAGUAUUAAUUUUACAAAGUGUAUUCGAAUGUACUUUAGAUAUGAUUAAAAAUGAUUUUAUUGAAUAUCCUGAACAUCGAGUUGAAUUUUAUAAAUUAUUAAAAGAGAUUAAUGCUAAAUCUUUCCAAGCUUUAUUACAAUUAUCUGGUGAUGCAUUCCAAUCAUUAAUUAAUGCAGCUAUAUGGGCUUUUAAACAUAAUAAUCGUGAUGUUGAAGAUAAUGGAUUAUCAUUAACUUUAGAAUUAUUAGUUAAUGUUGAAAAAUUAGGUGAUACUCCAUUUACUAAAGCAUUUUUUGAAAACUUUUAUUUCCAAAUCUUAUCCGAUACUUUCUAUGUAUUUACUCAACCUGAUCAUAAAGCCGGAUUUAUUUAUCAAGCUCAACUUUUAGCUAAAUUAAUUCAUUUGGUUGAGGAUAAUAUUAUUAAAUAUCCAUUAUAUACUGCAGAACAAGCAGCUGAAGGUACUACUAAUUCUGAUUAUUUAAAACAAUAUUUAGCUCAACUUUUGGCAUCAGCCUUUGAUAAUUUACAAAAGGAACAGUUGGUUAAUUUCUUGAAUGUUUUAACUACUGUUUAUCAUGAUCAAACUAAAUUCAGAGCCACCUUAAGAGAUUUCUUAGUUCAAUUAAAGGAAUUUGGAGGUGAUCCAACUGAUUACUUAUUUGCAGAAGAUAAAGAAAUCGAAAGACAAGAACAGAACAGACUUAAGAGAGAAAAGGAUAUGCAAGUCGGUGGUUUAAUUAAACCUUCUGAACUUGAAGAAGAAGAAUAGGGAGGUCAUUUAUUGGUUUGUUUGGGGUCAAACUUCAUACUGUUUUGAUUUGAUUUGUUUUGAUUUGUUUAGUUUGCUUUUUUGUCACUUUGUUUGUUUGUUUGUUUGUUUG
This is a messenger RNA of Scheffersomyces amazonensis, 3740 nucleotides long. RefSeq names its product exportin (gene CRM1). Gene Ontology annotation, biological process: protein export from nucleus; ribosomal small subunit export from nucleus; ribosomal large subunit export from nucleus. The transcript has a single exon. Gene Ontology annotation, cellular component: nucleus; cytoplasm. The record is from RefSeq and is a predicted model, not a curated record. Lineage: Eukaryota; Fungi; Ascomycota; Pichiomycetes; Serinales; Debaryomycetaceae. The coding region runs from base 380 to 3628 and encodes 1082 amino acids. Gene Ontology annotation, molecular function: nuclear export signal receptor activity; small GTPase binding.